Molecule: messenger RNA, 3831 nt
Organism: Diprion similis
Lineage: Eukaryota; Metazoa; Arthropoda; Insecta; Hymenoptera; Diprionidae
Product: wee1-like protein kinase
Exons: 4
Coding region: 96-1709 (537 amino acids)
Biological process (GO): protein phosphorylation; mitotic cell cycle
Cellular component (GO): nucleus
Molecular function (GO): magnesium ion binding; ATP binding; non-membrane spanning protein tyrosine kinase activity
Source: RefSeq, a predicted model, not a curated record
UUGUAUGUUUAUCAAUUUUUCUUGAAGGUUUAUAAGUUGCAAAACGCUUGUGACUUUUAUAACUCUUGAGUGGACAGAUGGUGACAACUUGAAAUAUGGAUAUAGCGCAAAGACUGAAUUUUGACGCCAGUGACAUCGAGGAUGAAGAAUUGAAUAUCAGCUGUCAAUCGAACGGUUCAGGUUCAGGUGUGGCAGAAAUUAGCAUACCUUCUUACGAAAGAAGGCAACCUACCAGUAUUUCAAUGGCAUGUAGUCCACCAUAUAAGCGCGUUCGAGCGCUUAGACUGCUUGACUCACCAGCAACGCCGAAAACAUUGAUGAAGGAAAGUACUACUCUCACUCCGCUUCCAUCUAGAAGUUUGAAACUGUUUCACACAGAGAAACCAAAACCUCUCGCUUCUUGUUACCAUAGUAAAUCCGAAAAGCCUGCAGCUAACGUUAAUCCUUUUACUUCAAAUGGUAUGGUGCUCGUUGCUAGGAAGAGAACAAGGUCCAAGCGGAGUCUGAACAAUUCUCCUGAGCUUAGAGUACCAUCUACAGAUUCAGUUGACUCAGAACAUUCAGACACUGAACUAGAGCAACCAACUAAACGUGUAGCACUUCAUGAGUCGAACAUAUCUAGAUAUCAUCAGGAAUUUCUGGAGCUCGAGUUGAUUGGCGUUGGGGAAUUUGGAUCCGUUUUCAAAUGUAUUAACAGGCUAGAUGGUUGCAUCUAUGCAGUGAAAAAAAGUAUCAAACCAGUUGCUGGAAGUGUAAAUGAAAAAAAUGCGCUCAAUGAAGUAUAUGCGCAUGCCGUACUUGGCAAACAUCAACAUGUAGUUCGUUACUAUUCUGCAUGGGCAGAAGACAAUCACAUGAUUAUUCAAAACGAGUAUUGUAAUGGCGGCAGUUUGGCUGAUGCAAUUUCAAAACUACAGGCUGAAAAAAGGAACUUUUCUGAAGCAGAAUUGCGUCAACUUCUGAUACAUAUUGCUGAGGGACUCAGAUAUUUACAUUCAAUGCAACUAGUCCACAUGGACAUUAAGCCAGGCAAUAUCUUUAUAUCGAAGGAAAAAAGACUACGUGCUGUCGACUACGAUUCUGCAGAUGAUGGGUUUGACGAGGAAGACACAGUUGAAGAAGAAAUCACUUAUAAACUUGGAGACUUGGGUCACGUUACUUCAAUUAACAAUCCGCUAUUUGAAGAGGGUGAUUGCAGAUAUUUACCUGCCGAGAUCUUACAUGAGGAUUUGGCUCACAUGCCUAAGGCCGACAUCUUUGCAUUGGGAUUGACUGUUUAUGAAGCUGGGGGUGGUGGCGCUUUACCUAAAAAUGGUCCUGAUUGGCAUGAAAUUAGGAAUGGGAAGCUAAAGGAACUGCCACAAUAUAGUAGAGAUUUUAACGAGCUAUUGAAGCUUAUGAUUCAUCCAAAGCCUGAGAUGAGGCCUUCAGUAGUAAUGCUUAUUCAACACAGAGUCUUAUGUCCUUUUGGAAAAAGAACUAAAGCACAACUUAGGCGCGAAUUGAAUGCAGAAAAAUUAAAGAAUGGAAUUCUGUCGAAACAACUCCAGGAAGCUGCUAAGUGCCUGAAGACUUUAGCACCCAAUAUGGCUGUUAUGAACACUACAACUAAUCUUGGAGGCUACAGGCUAAGACCGACACCGACUAGAACCUCGUCUCGAACUGUUGGAAAAAAGGUCAACCAUAGCAACAGUGCAACUAUCUUUUAAUAACUAACGAUUUGUUUAUUUAUUAGAGGAGAGUUAGAAGAGUCAAUGCAUCCCAAAGACAAGCGUAAUGCUAGGCGGUGCAUUAAUAUUGUGAUAUACAAGUAAACUUAGUACGUAAGUCAAAAUGUAUACAAACUUUAAACACAACAAAUUUUGGUGCUUAAAGUAAAAAGGUCAUUGCCGUAUAUUUAUUUUGAAGUUUACCUAUAUGACCGAUAUGAUGAGGUAAUAAGUCUUAUAAUUUACGGUAUAAAAGAAAAUUUUUAGGGAACUGAGCUGAUGUCGUGGUUUACUAAUAUUUUCCUGUCUCUAUUAUUGCUUCAAACCGUAUUUCGUCAUUUCUUAUUAUCUUUCAAAAUUGGUAUCACAAAAACAGAUACAGAAAUGUUAUCGUGACGAAAUCUUUAAAAGUAACAAGUUUAAAUGAAAGAUGAAUAAGAUAUAAAUACCCUGCACUACACAAACAGCACUAUUUACAGGAUUAUUGAAAUGCUGGCAUUUUUUGUGAAAAUUUGUUUGGGUGGCCAGAUGAAGUGAAGGAAUCAUUAUUCUCUUAUCACUUUUUAAGUUAUAAUGUGGUUGCUAAAAUCAUGUUUACUCUCUUACUUAUUUUGUAUAUGUUGAUAACAUCGUAAACAAAUUUUUCCUCCUAUGGUAACCCAUUGUCAUAUACAGAAAUUUGACUGCAUACUGCACAACAGCAGGAUAAGUAUACUCACACUAUUAGAUAUGUGGAGUGAAGUGCAGUGUAUUUUCUGGACUGAAACUUUAUUUUUUAUCACAUUGAAUUAUUUUUUAAUCAUUUUAAUGAGUAUCUCCUUCAGUAUGCAUCAAAUAUCUUAUCACACCAUAUGUACUCUAUUACAUGUUUUGCAUAGAAUAGAUAUUAGAUAAUUAUACUAAUCGUUAAGGACAAAAUAUGUUGUUUUUUUUUUUAGUCUAGUUACGUUUGACUUACUAGGUUCAAAUUUAAGUUUUCUGCAUACCAAUAUUGUAGUUCCUUAAAAUGGCAACUCCUGUUUAUUAUUGUGAUAACUUAUGAGAUGUGUACACUAGUUUGAGGUCCCAAAAAAAAGUGGUUUAAUAUUAUAACCUGAAACAGGUGCUGCCUAUUCUUCCAAUAACAACAUAGGACAGUAUUUCAGUUACAAGUAUAUGUGGAUUUUAAAAUCAAAUGCAUGAAUAUUAUUUGUUUUCUGUCAUAUCAUGCAGCUGAGAGUUUUUUUUGUCAAAAAAGAAAAUAAGAUAGAACACGAGAAACAUGACCAAACUGAUAAAUAAUUUAACUACAAGCUUUACAGAAUAUUUUAGAAACAUAACUUGCAUGAAUUUUCUGUAAAUUAAUGUAUAUACCACGGUAACCGAGUUUUCACAACUACAUGCAAAAAUUCGUCAUCUUGUAAAUAGUCACUGCUCAGAAUUGUUCUUAUACCCAAGAAAAUUGUUAUUUUGAACAUGAAGAUUAUACAUGUAUCUAGUUAUUGCAUCAGGAAUAAUAGAGUUAAAAUUUCUGGCAUCUAAUAUUAACGCUAUUACUGCUCGUUGGCCUUUAACGCAUUCAAAUAUACUACGCUAUAUUUACAACAAAAUCAUUUCUCAUCGUUUAAAAAACAUAUGUCAUUGCUAUAUCCAUGACACAAAACCUAUCAAUUUUUGUUCUUGUUUUUUGUUUUGUUUAUGUACUUUUCGACAUAGUAUGCAUGAAAUAAUCAGAUUUUAAACACUUUACUUACAUCUUACGCACUGUAUCGAAAAAUGCUAUUUUACGAUACAGUACGAAAUAUAUGAUAAUAACGGUACGAAAAAUCGGAUUUUAUGCAUACUGUGUCAAAAAUAAAGUAUGAAACAUGUGCGUAAAAUCGCAAUUUUACACACUUGUACAAUAUACAAUCGUACAUUACAUGCAUCCACCCCUGUUAAAAUCAUUUAUAAUAUGAGACUAUGUAUAAUUUGAUAUACCAAAUUAGUAUUCAAAUCAUCGCUGAAUGUGAAAUUCGGUUAUUAUCGACUACAUUCAAUUACGAAGAUAAGGUUUUGUUGUAAUUUCAGUUUGGAAACGAAAUAUAACUAUGAAACUGAUAACCUGAAAAGUAGUUUAUUACAAUUAACCAACGAUAAAGAG